Acomys russatus (golden spiny mouse) is the source of this 2597-nucleotide messenger RNA. RefSeq names its product RRN3 homolog, RNA polymerase I transcription factor (gene Rrn3). Gene Ontology annotation, cellular component: nucleus. The transcript has 18 exons. Lineage: Eukaryota; Metazoa; Chordata; Mammalia; Rodentia; Muridae. The record is from RefSeq and is a predicted model, not a curated record. Gene Ontology annotation, molecular function: RNA polymerase I core binding; RNA polymerase I general transcription initiation factor activity. The coding region runs from base 42 to 2012 and encodes 656 amino acids. Gene Ontology annotation, biological process: transcription initiation at RNA polymerase I promoter.
GCUUCCGGCGCCAGGCCCCACGCUCACGCUGCUCCGGCCGAAUGGCGGCCCCGCUGCUUCACGCGCGAUUGCCAGGCGAUGUGGCGGCUGCGGCCUCUGCCACGCUGAGUGCGUCGCCGACUGGGCUUUCAGAUAUGCUCGCGUUAGAGAGUGAUUUCUUCAAUUCUCCCCCAAGAAAAACUGUUCGGUUUGGUGGAACUGUGACAGAAGUCUUGCUGAAAUACAAAAAGGGUGAAACAAAUGACUUAGAGUUGUUGAAGAACCAACUGUUAGAUCCUGACAUAAAGGAUGAGCAGAUCAUUAACUGGCUGCUGGAAUUUCGUUCCUCUGUCAUGUACUUGACAAAAGACUUUGAGCAACUUAUAAACAUCAUAUUGAGACUGCCAUGGUUAAAUAGAAGUCAGGCGGUGGUGGAGGAGUACUUGGCUUUCCUCGGUAAUCUUGUGUCAGCACAGACUGUCUUCCUUAGACCGUGUCUCCGCAUGAUUGCUUCUCAUUUUGUACCUCCCCGAGUGAUCGUUAAGGAAGGCGGCAUAGAUGUUUCAGAUUCUGAUGAUGAAGAUGACAAUCUUCCUGCAAAUUUUGACACAUGUCACAGAGCCUUGCAAAUAAUAACAAGAUACGUCCCAUCGACACCAUGGUUUCUAAUGCCAAUACUUGUAGACAAAUUUCCAUUUGUGAGAAAAUCAGAGAGAACAUUGGAGUGUUACGUUCAUAACUUACUAAGGAUAAGUUUAUAUUUCCCAACUUUGAGGCGUGAAAUUCUGGAGCUCAUUAUUGAAAAGUUACUCAAGUUAGAUGUGAGUGUGUCCCGUCAGGACAUUGAAGAUGCCGAGGAGACAGCAGCUCAGACUUGUGGUGGGACAGAUACCACAGAAGGAUUAUUUGAUAUGGAUGAAGAUGAGAACACUGAACCUGAAAAGAAAGCUGACCUGGAGCAGCCUAGCCAGAUGGCUCAUCCUGUCGCAGAACGCCUGGACAUCCUGCUCUCCUUGCUGCUGUCCUACAUUGAGGACGUGUGCCGUGUGGAUGGUAAGAUUGAUAACAAUAAAACAAAGGAUUUAUACCGUGAUCUGGUAUCUGUCUUUGACAAGCUCCUGUUGCCUACGCACGCCUCCUGCCAUGUACAGUUCUUCAUGUUUUUCCUUUGCAGCUUCAAAUUGGGAUUUGCAGAAGCAUUUUUGGAACAUCUCUGGAAAAAGUUGCAGGAUCCAAAUAACCCUGCCAUCAUCAGGCAAGCUGCUGCAAAUUACAUUGGGAGCUUUUUGGCAAGAGCUAAAUAUAUUCCUCUUAUAACUGUAAAGUCAUGCUUGGAUCUUUUGGUUAACUGGCUGCACAUGUAUCUUAACAACCAGGAUACAGGAACGAAGGCUUUCUGUGACGUUGCACUCCACGGUCCAUUUUACUCAGCCUGCCAAGCUGUUUUCUACACUUUUGUUUUUAGACACAAACAGAUUUUGAGUGGAAACUUGAAAGAAGGCCUACGGUAUCUUCAGAGUCUAAACUUUGAGCGUAUUGUGCUGAGCCAGCUGAACCCUCUGAAGAUCUGCCUGCCGUCGGUGGUUAACUUUUUUGCUGCUGUCACAAAUAAGUACCAGCUCGUGUUCUGCUACACCAUCAUGGAGAGGAACAACCGCCAGAUGCUCCCUGUUAUCAGAAGUACAGCGGGCGGAGACUCUGUGCAGACCUGCACCAACCCACUGGACACUUUCUUUCCCUUUGACCCUUGUGUGCUUAAAAGGUCAAAGAAGUUCAUCGAUCCUACUUAUCAGAUUUGGGAAGACAUGAGUGCUGAAGAGCUGCAAGAGUUUAAGAAACCCAAUAAAAAGGACCUAGUGGAGGAUGAAGACGAUGACUUUUUGAAAGGUGAACUGCCCCAGAGUGACACUGUGAUUGGCCUUACCCCAAGCUCCUUCGACACCCACUUUCGAAGUCCUUCCAGUAGUGUGGGCUCCCCACCUGUGCUGUAUAUGCCAGACCAGUCCCCACUCGUCUCUAGGAUCUGUGAUUGAGGUGUACUGUUUUCUCCAGGGCCCUGUGCCCCACCACUGGACCCCACAUUGGACUAAUCUAUGCCUUGUACGCCUGCCUUCCAUGUUGGACUUGGGUCAGUGUGUGAAGGGCCCAGGUUAUGUGUGUUUGCGGUUUGCUCCCUGUGGACCGAAGGAAAGGCCACAGGCCAUGUGCAGCACCUCACAGUGGGCAUGGCAACUGGUGCCCAUGCGCCACCUCACAACUUAAUGUGGAGUGUCUCUCUGCCUGUAGCUUUCUGCUGCAGCCACAACCUGCAGGUGGCCUUCUAACGGGUUUCUUUUUAUCAGAACCAGCAUGGCUGUUGGUCUUGCUUUGGUGAGAAUCUCUCCAGGAUCAGCCCUUCCUGUGAAUACUCUUAACUGGAUCCUGCUUACAGUGACAGUGGCCUGCUUUUCACUAGUAGUGAUUCGUGUUGAAGGACACAGGGAAAUGCCAGCAAGAGGUGAAGUGCUGAGCGUCUGGGCCGGCUGCAGCGAGGAAACACAAAGGACUGUAGAGGUGCAAAGAAACUGGGAGGGAAAGGAGGAUUCAGAGAAACACAAAAGGCACUUGUGUAAGAUUUG